Molecule: messenger RNA, 1626 nt
Organism: Sclerotinia trifoliorum
Lineage: Eukaryota; Fungi; Ascomycota; Leotiomycetes; Helotiales; Sclerotiniaceae
Source: the annotation of a GenBank genome assembly
AUGCCUACUGAUAAGAGUGAUCAAGACUCCAUGGAGAAAGGAGUAGCUACGGGCCAGAUCAAUCAUUUUUGUACUCCCGCUAGCCUUGAUCCAGUAACCUUGCAGCCAAUUAAGCCUGAUGGCAUGACACAGGAAGAGUUUGAACGCACAUUGCCUGAUAAAAAGACGGAACGAUAUCUGGCAUAUAUUCGGGGGUUGAAGAAAAGAAAGUCACCGGACGACUUCACGUCGCAUAUCAGUAAGUCGAAUGGAGCGUUAUGGCCAUGGCCAAGAACUAAUCAUGAAUGCUUAGUUGACUUGCGCCCUGACGGGUAUCCUCGCCUGGCAGAGGUCAUCGCCUGCAAAGAGGAUUUUAUGAUGUAUCGGAGGUUCGGCCAUUUACAAGCACGGCUGCUCCUCAACAAGCAAGACGAAUUGCGAGCUCUCGAAGUGCGAUUAGCUCAUCUGGAUGAAUGCUUCGAGAACGAGUAUCCUGAUCGAAAUUACUCUCGCGAAAGAGCUCAUGCCGAAAGUGUAGAUUACAAGGAUCUCCUCGCUAUGAUUGAGAAGGAAAUGAAGGAGUAUGGUCAGUCAGAUCUGCUGCUAAGCAUAAGAAGUAAUCUAAUAUAAGGGGGUUUUUGCAGCCGAGCUGCUAACAUUCGCACAAACUUUUGCGAAUUUCGAUCGGCCAAUGACAAGCGAUUACCUCCAAUUCAAGAAUUACCUCGAUUACAAGAUACAGCUGUGCGCGCGAGAUCAAGAUUAUAUCGCCAAGCGGGACGACCUCAUAACCCUUAAGCCUAGUCGCGAAAAUACUUGGUUGGAUACAAAAAUUGAAGGAAUACCACAGCUCAUGCCUUGUAAGGUGACUAGAGUGGGUAUCCGCGAUGAAUAAACAUAGAUACUCAGGCAGGUACUAACUGUAUUACAGUAUAUAUUCUCUACUACUGUCUGUAAUGUCCUCCAUCCAUAUCAAAUGAGUUACGCUGACCCUCUCUGAUCACUGAUCAGGAGCUCCAACAGAAGACAGAUUCGAAAGAUUCAAAUAUAAUCCUCUCAAGUCCCGACCGUGUCAAUGUAGUGGUUACAUUGAUAAUACUCGCCGCAAUCUUACUUCUUCUGAUUGUGCCGGUCUACCUUCUGUGGUUUAUAAGUAACCUUAACACUUCGAGACCACUCAUAGGGGUUCUCAUAAUGUUGCUCCUUCUUUUCACUCUGAUAUUUUCAGGUGUAUUGGCAGCUUUUACUAGGGCAAAACGACAUGAAAUCAUUGCCGCUGCAGCUGCGUAAAUAUUUCCUCCGACAUAUCGAUGUAUACACUAACGAGUUAUAGUUACUGUGCGGUACUCGUGGUGUUUGUCGGAAAUGUUGGGCAGAUCAAUUCUAAAAACGGGACUUGAAGAUUCUCGCAGAUAUAGAGCAGAACCGAGAUUUGCCCUAUUUUAAAGAAUUUGAAAGAAGCGAGCUCCGAUCUAUCAAAGGAAGUGAAGAGAGAGAAAAUGGAUGAUUUUGGACUUGAUAUGCUUGGUUGGGAAGUGUCGAAUUGUUUAUUUUCCUAAUUUAUGAACCACCCCCGCCAUGGGCAUUAUAUCACACAGCCAGUUUAAAUAAACGGCCAUUAGGUUCAGCGGUAAUGAGUCCAAGUAC